Molecule: messenger RNA, 1305 nt
Organism: Daphnia carinata
Lineage: Eukaryota; Metazoa; Arthropoda; Branchiopoda; Diplostraca; Daphniidae
Exons: 7
Coding region: 272-1213 (313 amino acids)
Molecular function (GO): dioxygenase activity
Source: RefSeq, a predicted model, not a curated record
ACACCAGAGGGUCUUGAAGAAAUGUCCUUGUGCUGUGCCAUCCGUCUCCCCGUAUGUUGAGGUCAACUGCGUUUAAAAGAGCAAAAGGACGUAUAUCCUUGGGCGAGAGAUGAAACCCCUGAUAAAUAGUGUCACGUGGCCGUCUUAGCUAUUACGUUUUAUCUCGCCGAGUUUUUUUUUUUUAUUCGGUUAGAGGAGGGUCGUAGUGUCUCGAGAGAAGAAGGAAAAAGGGCAACACAGUGAAUCUGCAGUCGAAUUCUACCAUCAAAACAUGGAGGACGUGAUUCCUAUCAUCGAUUUGGACAAGUUGGGAUUACAGAGUGCCAAGUUUGAGGAUAUUGAUCAAAGUGUCGUGGAUCGUGUUUCGAAAGAACUCGAUUCCGCCUUCUCCACUGUUGGAUUCGUCUACCUGAAAAAUCAUGGAGUCGAUCAGCAAUUGGUAGAUAAUCUAUUCUCACGUUCCAAAUCGUUUUUCUUCCUGCCGGAUUCUGUUAAGGAAAGUUAUCGUUGCGGUGUUGAGAAUUGCGACGGCUACACCGGAAGAGAUGGAGAAAUUUUAGAUACGAGUGCAAGGCACGAAAUUCGAGAGUCGUACGAUGUUGCAUCACCUAACGGCCUUUACCCUGACGAACACGCGCCGGAAUUCCGUCAAGCCAUCAACGAUUUAGCCCCUCCAAUGUGUGAACUCGCCUGCCGUUUGCUCAGCUGCAUGGCAUUAGCUCUAGGAUUGGAUAACAAUUUUUUCGGAGACAGGCACAGUUACAUGUUUAAAGCGGCUGAAAAGAAUCGAACAAUUUUUCGCACGUUGUAUUAUCCAUCGUUGGCUGACACCGACACGCUGGCCGGUGUGGUGAGAUGCGGUCUGCAUUCGGAUUACGGAACGAUUACUCUUCUCCUUCAAGAUGAUAUGGGCGGAUUAGAGAUUCUAUCGCAAGGAAAAUGGUUCCCAGCUAAACCAAUUCCAGGAACCAUCAUGAUCAACCUGGGUGACAUGAUGCAAUUCUGGACAUCAGAUCGCUACGUCGCCACUGUUCACCGAGUUGUGGUCCCAGAAGAAGAGAUCCGCCGUCGGACUGCUCGCCAAUCCAUCGCUUUCUUUGUCCAUCCCGAUAACGAUGUUAUGAUUGCUCCGCUGGAUGGCUCCGGCAAACAUCAGCCUGUGGAUGCCCUCAGUUACGUCAAAUCCCGGCUCAUCGCUUCGACUUACAAGUGAAACAUGCGUUCCAGGUGGCAUUGAAUUGAUCUUCGCUGUUGUUAAACGUCCGUAUUUCGAAAUCUUUUUGAAAUACAGUUGGAUAAACUCUU